AUGUCAUCUACAAGACCUAGAACCACUUUGGUACGAGCUCCCGUACUUCCUGAACAGACUACCCCAGAGCAGCGUUACUGGAGAGCUUACGGCUCGACGCAGCUGGUGAAAGAGCACAAUAGUGUAACCAACAUUGCAUUCAAUCCCGAACAUCCCAAUGAUUUCGCGGUUACUUCGUCAACAAGAGUACAGCUGUUUUCAUCACGUACAAGGCAAGUGAUAAAGACUUUUUCAAGAUUCAAAGAUGUCGUAUAUUCAGCUUCCUUCCGCCAUGACGGUAAACUACUAGCCGUUGGCGAUGCCACCGGUCAAGUUUCCAUUUAUGAUUCCUACAACCCCAGAACAUUAUUAGUAUCUAUUGCAGCAUCAUCUCAUCCUACCCAUGUAGCAAAAUUUCAUCCAAGUGACAGCAGAAUGCUAGUUUCUGCAAGUGACGAUAGAGUUGUAAGAGUUUGGGAUAUCACACAUUCUUACGAACCUCAGGCUGAGUUCACUGGUGCUGCCGAUUAUGUGCGUGGAGUAUGCUUUGUACCACAUGCUCCUCAUUUGGUCGUCACGGGUUCUUACGAUGGUUGUGUAAGGUUGUUCGAUACUAGAACAAAUGACGCAGCAACCAUCUUAGCACACGGUCUUCCCGUCGAAGAUAUCACAGCAGUAUCACCAACGCAAUUAGUUUCUUGUGGUGGUCCAAGCUUUAAGGUGUGGGACUUGACAGCACAAAGAAUGUUGGUAGAGAGAGGUAAUUUUGCAAAGACGGUCACCUGCUUAGACUAUGUGAAUAUGGGUGAUGACGCACCCAUGAGCUCUACAUUAAUUGCAUCAUCUCUAGACGGUCACGUCAAAGCCUUUGACCCGCUUGAUGAUUUCCAUGUAAAAUUUGGUUGGAAGUUUUCUGCACCAGUUCUCAGCUGUGCAGUUUCUCCGGGCGAUGCUCAAGGUAAUAAGCACCUGGUUGCAGGUCUUUCCUCGGGAUUGCUUGCUAUCAGAACAAAGAAGAAGGCGCAACAGUCCAUGAAGGUAAAUGUUGAACGUGUAGCCAAGAGUUCAAACUUUCAAAGGAUGAUGAGGGGCUCUGAAUAUGACGGUGAUCAAGAGCAUAUAAUACACACCGACAAGCCAAGGCCUCAACGUAAGCUUAGGGCUUUUGAACGUCACAUGAAUCAAUUUAGAUGGGCAGAAGCUUUAGAUAGCGCAUUCAUUCCAGGAAUGGCGAAAGAGCUAACACUCACUGCCCUUCAUGAACUUCGUCGCAGAGGGAAGAUUAGAGUUGCUCUUUACGGACGUGAUGAGGCAUCUCUAGAACCUCUACUGAACUGGUGUCUCAAGGGAAUUGAGGAUGUAAGAAGUGCCACUGUUCUGGCUGAUUGGAUUGCAGUGGUCUUAGAAUUAUACGGGGAACUUAUUGCAAAGUCGCCUGUUCUUGAGGAGAUGGUAGCCGCGUUAAGAGAAAAGGUUAAACAGGAGGUGUAUAGGGCCAAAGAAGCUCAGAAAAUUGAGGGCAUGCUACAACUAUUGGUGAGUUAA
Messenger RNA from Lachancea fermentati, 1524 nucleotides. The record is from the annotation of a GenBank genome assembly. Lineage: Eukaryota; Fungi; Ascomycota; Saccharomycetes; Saccharomycetales; Saccharomycetaceae.